AUGGGAAAACUUAUUAAGAAUCAUUGGGCUCGUCUCAUCAUCUUGACCGCUUCAGCUUAUCAAUUCGUAGCUGGUGUUCACGGUAUCUUCUGGCCCAAAAUCUUCUGGGAUUUCCUCACCAAAAACCUCGAUGGAGCCGUAAAACCGAUUCCCGUCCUUCAAGUCAUCAAUAUCCUCCUCGGUCUCAUCAUGUUCGCUUGGGAAUGGCCUCUUGGUGCUAUUGCUGGAUCGGCUGUGCAUCGUAGUAUCGAAGCUCGAUUGGUGGUCCUUCCAAUGGCGAUUUUGGCCGCGGCGUUGUUGUAUCAGGGUACCAAUGCAGCGAUUUAUUACAUCGUGGGCAUGAUUGUGUACUUUUGGGCGUAUAGUGAGGGAGAGACUGUCGUUGCAAAAGCAUGGUCACUACCACCACGAGUCCGACCCGGAAAAGUAUAG
This is a messenger RNA of Glarea lozoyensis ATCC 20868, 432 nucleotides long. RefSeq lists its product as uncharacterized. Lineage: Eukaryota; Fungi; Ascomycota; Leotiomycetes; Helotiales; Helotiaceae. The transcript is spliced from 3 exons. Bases 1 to 432 code for a protein of 143 amino acids. The record is from RefSeq and is a predicted model, not a curated record.